UCUACACUUUUACCUGAAGCCCACUUCACCUGGACACUAACUAUGGGGUGGACAACUCUGUGGUUGUGUGUUCUCGCUCUGCCACUAACGAGCGCCAUCCAGGUGAAAGCCAAGAAAGCGCGCCAGUCCAACCAUGUGAACAGCAUCUGCAGCACCUGGGGCAGAGAGCACUUCAAGACCUUCGAUGGAGACGUGUACCAGUUCCCAGGGACGUGUGAAUACAACCUGGCCUCCGACUGCCACUCUGAGUCCUACCAGGAGUUCUCUGUGCACCUGAAGAGGAACGAGGCUACUGAGGCUGAGGGGAACCCUACGGUCAAACACGUAGUGGUCACUAUCAACGAUCUGGUCUUCCACCUGACCAAGACUCAGGUCGCGGUCAAUGGAGAAAUUGUAACUCUGCCGUACUACAACGGAGGAGUCCAACUGGAGAGGAAUGCAGUUUACACCAAACUCUACUCCAAGGUUGGCCUGGUUGUCAUGUGGAACGGAGAAGAUGCCGUCAUGGUGGAGCUGGACACGGAGUAUACCAACCGUACCUGUGGUCUCUGUGGAGACUUCAAUGGCCUUCCAGUCCACAAUGAGUUUGUUCAUAACGGUCGUAAAGUGAGCCCCAUUGAGUUUGGAAACAGACAGAAGGUCCACAGGCCCAACGAGGACUGUGAAGACCCCUAUGAAGAGGAAGAGGAAGAUGAACCUGCAGAGGUUCAGCCUAAAGAGGACACAUGCAAGGAGUUUCAUGCCCAGUGUGACCAGCUCCUGCGCUCGCCGUUGUGGAGCUCCUGUGGUGCGGUCGUGAACGCUGAGCCCUACAUCCAGGCCUGUGUUCAGGACCUGUGUGGCUGCAGCAACACUUCUGACAGCUUCUGUGUCUGCAGCACCCUGGCAGAGUACUCCAGACAGUGCUCCCACGCCGGGGGACAGCCCCCCCACUGGAGAACAACAGCCUUCUGUGAGAAGCAGUGUCCGUUCAACAUGGUCUAUCUGGAGAGUGGCUCUCCCUGCAUGGAUACCUGUACCCACUCAGACACCAGCUCACUGUGUGAAGAACACCUGAUGGACGGCUGCUUCUGCCCUCACGGGACUGUGUUUGAUGACAUCUCAAAGAGGGGGUGUGUCACUCAGGAUCAGUGUCAGUGCAAACACGACAAAGUUUACAACUCUGGAGAAGUAUUCAGACAGGACCGUGAGGAAUGUGUCUGUCAUCAUGGUCAGUGGUCCUGUAAAAGUCUGCCCAGCCCUGCUACAUGUGCCGUUGAGGAGGGUUCACACGUGACGACCUUCGAUGGGAAAGCGUUCACCUUCCAUGGGGACUGUUACUACCCCUUAGCCAAGGUGGAAAGCAAGGAUGAAGCCAGUCCAAAGUUCACUGUACUGGUCCAGCUGGUUCCCUGUAUAAGACAGAAGUUUGACACUUGCCUCAAGAGUGUUGUGGUCUUGCUAAACAAUGAUAGAAACAACGCUUUGGUGAUUACCGCCGAUGGGAAAGUCAGCCACAAUGCACAGAUCACUCUGCCUUACAACACAGCUGACAUCAGUGUGUUCAAGCCCUCAUCCUUCCACAUGAUGCUCCAGACCAGCUUUGGGCUGCAGGUUCAGAUCCAGCUGGUCCCCAUCAUGCAGGUCUAUGUCACCCUGGACGAGAGCUACAAGACCAAGACACAAGGUCUGUGUGGGAACUUCAACAAGGUUCUGUCUGAUGACAUGAAGACCCCCCAGGGUAUGGUGGAGGGAACAGCCUCUUCAUUUGGGAACUCCUGGAAGGCUAAUCCUACCUGCAGAGACAGAGAGGAGAGGCUGGACGACCCCUGCUCCCUCAGUGUGGAGAAUGAGAACUAUGCUAAACAUUGGUGCUCCAUGCUAAGAAGUUCUGACAGCCCUUUUGCCAAGUGCCAUGCCAUGGUGGACCCCGAGCUUUACUACAAGCGAUGCACGUAUGCUAGCUGCAACUGUGAGAAGAGUGAAGACUGCCUGUGUGCCGUCUUCUCCUCUUAUGUGCGAGACUGUGCUACCAAGGGAGUGGUCCUGUCGGGCUGGAGAGAGAACGUGUGUGACAAAUACAUUGGUAACUGCCCAGCGUCUCAGACCUACUCUGACCAGCUCCAGAGAUGUCAGCUGACCUGUAGCUCCCUGGCCAGCAAAAGCCAGGGUUGUACCAAUGACUUCCUCCCCGUGGACGGUUGUUCUUGUCCGGACGGACUUUACAUGGAUGAUAGGGGCACCUGUGUACCCAUGGACAAAUGCCCCUGCUUCCACAACGGGGUCCACAUCAAGCCUGGGAAGUCCAUCAACAUUCAGGAGGAGCACUGUGUCUGCAACAAUGGGAAGCUUCACUGCCGUUCCUGGAAGAUGCGUUCAGAGAGUACCUGCCAGUCGCCGAAGGUGUUCUUGAACUGCUCCAAUGACCUGGGAGUACAGUGUACACGGAGCUGUAGGAACCCGGAUUUCAUGGACUGUUUCUCCGCAGAGUGUGAGUCUGGGUGCAAGUGUCCCACGAGUCUGUGGGAGGAUGGGAAAGGCAUGUGUGUGAAUAAACAUGAAUGCCCAUGCAGCCAUGACGGAUUCCUUUACGCCCCAGGAAAACAGAUCCCAAACGGAUGUAACACUUGCACCUGUAAGAGUGGGAAAUGGGAGUGCACAGAUAAGAAGUGCCCAGGAACCUGUACCAUCUACGGCAGUGGCCAUUACAAAACCUUUGAUGAGCGCACGUAUGGCUUCCAAGGAAAAUGUGGCUAUGUGGCUGUCCAGAACAAAUGUGGGAACCGGCCUGUCCAGGACAAAUUCAUGGUGAUCACAGAGAACAUACCGUGUGGAACCACAGGCACCACUUGCUCCAAGUCUGUUAGGGUUCAACUGGGGAGAACAGAGCUGAAACUAUCAAAGGGGACCCAUGAAGUGGUGGACCUAGGAGUGGGCUCUCAGAUCCAGUACCGAGUGAGGACCGUCGGUCUGUACCUGAUUGUUGAGUCAGACAUCGGGAUCGCAGUGCUGUGGGACCGCAAAACUACCGUCCGCAUCGUCCUGGAGCCACAGCAUAGUGGAGCAGUGUGCGGCCUGUGUGGGAACUAUAAUGGAGAAGGCAGAGAUGACUUCACCACACAAGGUCAGAUGAUAGUCAGCAGCCCUGUGGAGUUUGCUAACAGCUGGAAAGUGUCAAGCACUUGCCCCGACGCAGAAAGCAACGUGGACCCAUGUGGAGCCAGACCCAACCGUCACAACUGGGCUAAGAUGCAGUGCAGCAUCAUCACCGGAAAGACUUUCCAACUGUGUCACAAGAAGGUAGACCCUAGUCUGUACUUUGAGAACUGUGUGAAAGACUCCUGUGCCUGUGAUACUGGCGGAGACUGUGAGUGUUUCUGUACAGCUGUAGCAGCCUACGCCCAGGCCUGCACCGAAGCUGGAGUCUGUGUUGCAUGGAGAACACCAGAAAUUUGUCCUGUGUUCUGUGACUACUACAACGAUCCAGGUGAAUGUGAAUGGCAUUACAGCCCUUGCCACACACCUUGCUUCAAGACCUGUCUGAAUCCAAAUGGGACCUGUGACAACCCUCUUCCCAAUCUGGAAGGUUGUUACCCACAAUGCCCUCCAGAUAGGCCAAUAUUUGAUGAAGAGACCGGGGAGUGUGUUGAGGAAUGCCCACCAACAGGCCCAUCAACAACAACCCCCCAGUCAACCACACCAACACCAACAACAACACAGUGGACACCAACAACUACCACAUUGACAACAGAACCUCCAACAACAUCACCAAUGCCACCAACAACAACACAAACACCACCAACAACCACACCACCACCAACAACAACCACACCAAAGCCACCAACAACAACACCAAUACCACCAACAACAACACAAAUACAAACAACAACCACACCACCACCAACAACAACACAAACACCACCAACAACCACACCACCAACAACAACAACACCAAUGCCACCAACAACAACAACACCAAUGCCACCAACAACCACAACACCAAUACCAACAACAACCACACCACCACCAACAACAACAUCCACACCACCACCACCAACAACAACAACAACACCAAUGCCACCAACAACAACACCAUUACCACCAACAACAACACCAUUACCACCAACAACAACCACCACAACAAUACCAACAACAACACCAUUACCACCAACAACAACCACCACAACAAUACCAACAACAACACCAUUACCACCAACAACAACCACCACAACAAUACCAACAACAACACCAUUACCACCAACAACAACCACCACAACAAUAACAACAACAUCACCAAUACCACCAACAACAACACCAAAACCAACAACAACCACACCAACAACAACAACAACAAUACCAACAACAACAACACCACCAACAACAACCACACCAAUACCAACAACAACACCAAUACCAACAACAACAACAACCACAACAAUACCAACAACAACAACACCAACAACAACAACAACAUCAAUUCCACCAACAACAACCACACAAACACCAACAACCACACCAAUUCUACCAACAACAACCACACCAAUACCACCAACAACUACCCCCCAGACACCAGAGCCAACAACUACUCCUUGUAUUCCUACCUGUGAGUGGUCAGAAUGGUAUGAUGAAGAUGAUGAUAAAGACAAGAGUGACUGGGAAACAUAUUGGAAUAUCACGCAGAGUGGAAAAGAAGUGUGUGAAGAUCCACAGGAUAUUGAAUGUGUAGCUACACACUAUCCAAAUACAAGUUUAGAGGACUAUGUAGCUUCGACAGGCCAAGUUGUGGAGUGCGAUGUUGACUUCGGGUUAAUAUGUGAAGAAAAUAAACAAACUCAGAGACCAUUUAAGUGCUUUAACUAUAAGAUUAGAGUCCUCUGUUGCGUUGAAUGUUUAUCAACAACAUCACCAAAACCAACAACAACACUAACAUCAACAAAAACAACAGCACCUUCACCACCAACAACUACCACACCAAAACCACCAACAACAACCACACCAAUACAACCAACAACAACAACAGCAAUACCAACAACAACAACAACACCAAUACCAACAACGACAACAACAACACCAACAACAACACCACCAACAACAACAAAACUAAUACCAACAACAACAACAACACCAAUACCACCAACAACCACACCAACAACACCAACAACAACAACUCCAAUUCCACCAACAACAACAACACCAAUACCACCAACACCAUCAACAACACCAAUACCAACAACAACAACAAUAACAACCACACCAAUUCCACCAACAACAACAACACCAAUACCACCAACAACAACACCAAUACCAACAUCAACAACACCACCACCAACAACAACAACACCAACACCAACAUCAACAACACCAACAACAACAACAACACCACCAACACCAUCAACAACAACAACACCACCAACAACAACAACAACAACACCAACAACCACACCAAUACCACCAACAACAACCACACCAAUACCACCAACAAUAACCACACCAACAACAACACCAAUACCACCAACAACAACAACACCAAUACCACCAACACCAACAACUACCACAGCAACAACAACACCAACACCACCAACAACAACAACACCACCAACAACCACACCACCACCAACAACAACACUACCACCAACAACUACCACACCAUUACCACCAACAACAACCACACCUAAACCACCAACUACAACGGAAGCCAUAACUCUAACCACAACCCCAACGACAACAGAAGAAUCAACCACAACCCCCAGGACAACUGAAAAACCAACCACAACCCCAACAACAACAGAAGAACCAACCACAACCCCAACAACAACAGAAGAAUCAACCACAACCCCCAGGACAACUGAAAAACCAACCACAACCACCCCUGUCAUAGACACCACAACCACUAAAGCUCCUACAACAACACCUAAACCACCAACUACAACAGAAGCCACAACUCCAAUGACAACCACAUCACCAACAACCCAUGAAUCGGUUGUCACUGGUCCUCCAAUAACACCAGAACAUCAAGUCAGUUCAAUACCAACCACAACUGGGUCACCAACCCUUCCACCAAUCACUUGUCCUGAGUGGGACAAAGUGCAAAAUGAAACUUUCUGGCUCUGCAACUGCACUUUGGCCAUAUGCAUUGAAAACAACACCAUUGAGAUAAUUCCGUAUGAAUGCCCAGAGCCUGAGCCAAUCACAUGUACCAAUGGCAAGAAACCAGUGCUACAAUGGGAUGAGUUCUACUGCUGCCAACGAUUCGUGUGUGACUGCGUCUGUGAGGGUUGGGGAGACCCCCAUUACAUCACCUUCGACGGGCUCUUCUACAGCUUCCAAGGGAACUGUACCUAUGUGCUGAUGGAGGAGAUGUUGCCGCGUCACCACUUCAAGAUCUACAUCGACAAUGUCAACUGUGAUCCCACCGAGGACGUGUCUUGUCCUCGAUCCAUCAUCGUGUCCUACCACUCAACAGUUAUAACACUGAAGAAUCACAACCUCAUUGGAGCUGCUCAGUUGGAGGCUCUUAUUGAUGGAGUUUCCCUGAGACUACCCUUCACGCGGCACGGUGUGAAGGUGAUGAACUCUGGUAUCAACAUGGUCUUGGAGAUAGCACACCUCCAGGUGGUAGUUACCUUUGGAGUCACUGGCUUCAGCGUCAACCUUCCUUGGCAACACUUUGGCAACAAUACACAGGGUCAUUGUGGAACAUGUAGCAACAACCAGGCUGAUGACUGCAUGUUGCCUGGAGGUCAGCUGGUGGAGAACUGUGCUGUGAUGGCAGACUACUGGCCAGCCAAGGACCUCUACCAACCUGAAUGCCAUGUGCCACCUGGAAUCCCCACCAACUCUCCUCUCCCUGAACCCACACAGAAGCCAUGCAAGCCAGACUCCUCUGUCUGUGAUCUCCUGAAGGACAGCAUUUUUGCAGCCUGUCAUCCAUUUGUCUCACCUGACAACUUCUACACGGGCUGUGUCUAUGACAGCUGCCACGUGUCCAACCCAGCGGUGGAGUGCACCAGUUUGCAGACAUACGCUGCUGCCUGUGCCCAGUUUGGAGUAUGCAUCUACUGGAGAAACCACACCGAGCUCUGUGCCAGCGACUGUCCAGCUGACAAAGUCUACAAGCCCUGCGGUCCUGCAGAACAGCCAACCUGUGAUGACAAUCCAGACGAGUCUAGGAUGAACUUCACCACAGAAGGCUGCUUCUGUCCUGAUGGGAUGAAACUCUUCAACAAGGACUCAGGGAUCUGUGUUGAUAAGUGUGGAUGCAUUGACCCUGAAGGAGUUCCACGAGAGUUCAACGAGAGGUUUGAGUACAAGUGCCAGGACUGCGUUUGUUUGGAAUCCACCAAGACUGUGAACUGUAAACCCAAGGUCUGCUCCAAACCACCAGUAGAGAUAUGCACUGGACCAGGCUUUGUAUAUGUCAACCAAACCGAUCCAUCCGAUCCAUGCUGCUCUAACCUCGCCUGCCGUUGUGAAAGCAGCACUUGCCCACCUACCAACAUGAACUGUCCUAUUGGGUUCGUGCCAGUGGUUUCAGUCCCUGAGGGGAAAUGCUGUCCAGAGCACACAUGUGAGCCUAAAAGAGUUUGUCUUCACAAAGGCAUGGAAUACCUGCCCAAUUCUAAAGUACCGGGAUCAGAGUGCCAGGAGUGCACCUGCACCAACAAAGUGGACCCCAAGUCUGGUCAUUACCAAAUUGACUGUGGAUUCAUGCAAUGUGACGAAGAUUGUGAAAAGGGAUAUGAGUACCAGGAGCCAGACUACUCCUCAGAUGACUGCUGUGGUAAAUGUGUUCAGACCCACUGUGUCCUCCAGAUUAAUGGGACCAAGCAGUUGUUGAAGCAUGGAGAUACAUGGUCUGCUCCUGGUGACAAGUGCCAGCAGUACAGCUGUGUGAAAAACGGUGAUAGUUAUCUGACCCAGAGCUCCAACAUCCAUUGCCCACCCUUCCAGCAGGCCAACUGCCAGCCUGGUUCAAUUCAGACCGCUGCAAACGGCUGCUGUAGAAUUUGUGUGGAGAAGGACAAGGCCUGUAAGGUAGGAUCCAUGAAGAGUUUCAUCAACCACAAGAGCUGCCAGUCUGUUGAGGAGGUGGAGAUGCCGUACUGUGAGGGAUCCUGCAACACCUUCACCAAGUACUCUGCCAUGGCUGCGUCUCUGGACCACUCGUGUGCCUGUUGCCAGGAGUCCCGGUCCAGUAACCGCACGGUGGACCUACGGUGUCUGAAUGGAGAUGUGGUGCCCUACACUUACCUACACGUGGAGGAGUGUAGCUGCAGACACAGCGACUGCAACAGAGCCAUUAGGGUGCCUGCCCGCAGGACACGCAGCAACACGCUGGUGUAAAUGGGAUCUGUACUAAUACAGAUGGGAAUGGUCCAGCACCAAUCCAUUCGCUGCUUACUAAGGAACACCCUGCUACCCUGCUUCACACGGCUGUUAUUUAUCUAAUCGCUUUGAUUUAUAUGUCAAAUGAAGAUUAAAUUAUAUUUACAAUGUAGAAAUGUAUGCUUACUUAUCUUAUUAAAAUGCAACCUUCAAAUAC
Molecule: messenger RNA, 8521 nt
Organism: Oncorhynchus kisutch (coho salmon)
Lineage: Eukaryota; Metazoa; Chordata; Actinopteri; Salmoniformes; Salmonidae
Product: mucin-2
Exons: 44
Coding region: 43-8322 (2759 amino acids)
Molecular function (GO): protein binding
Source: RefSeq, a predicted model, not a curated record